AUGCAGCAAAGCUUAUGGAAGGAUAUAGAGGCACAACUGCAGAAGUUUAUGAAACAUUUGAAAGCGGAAGACAUGGACGAUAUGUAUUCUGCGAAUUGCAACCACACUCCAUGGCAGCGCCUGGAUUACCCGACUGAGACCACCGCCGCAGUUCCAAGCAUGCGUGACAAAGUUAUAUGCACACUUAUGACAAGGGCAUUGUAUUUUGCAAAUGGUUGGAGCACAGCACCAGACAUGCAUACGCCAGAUCAUAGUGGCGGGAAGACAGAAUUGAAGGAUUUUAUAAGAUGCGGAAUUGUACUUAUGUUUAUGCACAUCUUGGAAGAAUCCGUGUGUAACAGUAAGUCGGGCAUUUCGUAUGCGUGGCACUUAAUGGACAAAAUGGGGCCGGAAUGGAUGGGGGCGAAGAACCUAAUACAUAGGAAGCAGUGCACGCAUAAUUUAGAAGUACACCUACAAGUGGGUGAGUGGAGCAUGCAACAUGCAGUGAAGAAGUGGUUGCAACGCAAUGCAGACAUACAGAACACACUGAAAGGAAACAGCUUAGGCCAGAAUUGUGGUAUUGCAGUGCCAACAACUAAAGGAAGCAAGCAAGAUGCAAAGGCACAAGACGAGGCGGACACUUUGCAGAAAAUAAAGAACGUUGGCGGGAAUUUACAGAAAGCACUGAGGACGGUAUUCAAGACAAUUAAAAAAGAAGUGAAGGAAGCACGGAUAUCGGAAGAAGGCAGCAGUGAGGCCGAGUCCCCUGAACCAGAGUCGGACGAUGAUGACGAUGAGCAGGAGGACGCGAAUGGUAAGAAGAGUAAAGCAACAGAGUGA
Plasmodium fragile is the source of this 822-nucleotide messenger RNA. RefSeq lists its product as uncharacterized. Lineage: Eukaryota; Apicomplexa; Aconoidasida; Haemosporida; Plasmodiidae. Bases 1 to 822 code for a protein of 273 amino acids. The record is from RefSeq and is a predicted model, not a curated record. The transcript has a single exon.